AUGCCAACAAACAAUCACACAAAAUACAACAAAAUACUAAUAAUGGCUAUAACUAAAUUAUAUUCUAGAUACGUCUACGAUUCACGUGGUAAACCAACCGUUGAAGUCGAGUUAACAACUGAAAAAGGUGUAUUCAGAGCAAUUGUGCCAUCUGGUGCCACUACUGGUGUUCAUGAAGCCUUGGAAUUGAGAGAUAAUGAUAAGUCGAGAUGGAUGGGUAAGGGUGUCCUAAAGGCCGUUGCUAACGUCAAUGACAUUAUUGCUCCUGCCAUUACAAAGGUUACUUUGGAUGUUAGAGACCAAAAGGCUGUUGAUAAAUUCCUAAUUGAUCUAGAUGGUACUGAAAAUAAAUCUAAAUUAGGUGCUAACGCCAUUUUAGGUGUCUCUCUAGCUGCCGCUAGAGCAGGUGCUGCUGCCAAGAACGUCCCACUAUAUUAUCAUUUGGCUGAAAUAUCAGGUCAUAGUACGAGCAAAUUCGUUCUACCUGUCCCAUUUUUCAACGUGUUGAAUGGGGGUAAUCAUGCAGGUGGUUCUUUGGCCAUUCAAGAAUUUAAAGUGGCUCCAGUGGGUGCUAAGAAUUUUCAUGAAGCUUUAGAAAUGGGAUCUGAAGUUUAUCAUCAUUUGAAAUCUUUGGCCAUGAAGAAAUAUGGUUCUUCAGCAGGUAAUGUCGGGGAUGAAGGUGGUGUUGCACCAGAUAUUGACACCGCUGAAGAAGCAUUGGAUUUGAUCGUAGCUGCUAUUAAGAAUGCUGGGCAUGAAGGUAAAGUUAUGAUUGGAUUAGAUUCCGCAUCUUCUGAAUUCUACAAAAAUGGUAAAUAUGAUUUGGAUUUCAAAAAUUCUAAAUCUGAUCCAAAGAAUUUUUUAACAGGUCAGCAAUUGGCUGAAUAUUAUCAUAGUCUAUUGAAGAAAUAUCCAAUGAUUAUAUCUUUAGAAGACCCUUUUGCCGAGGAUGACUGGCAGGCAUGGACAGAUUUCUUUAAGACAUGUCCAGUUCAAGUCAUUGCUGAUGAUUUAACUGUCACAAAUCCAAAAAGAAUUAGAACUGCCAUUGAUAAAGACGCCGCUGAUUGUUUGUUACUAAAGGUAAACCAAAUUGGUACUCUAAGUGAAUCCAUCGAAGCCUGUAAUAUGGCUUAUAAGGCCAAUUGGGGUGUUAUGGUUUCGCAUAGAUCAGGUGAAACCGAAGAUUCAUUCAUCGCUGAUUUAGUAGUGGGUUUCAGAACUGGUCAAAUUAAGGAUGGUGCUCCAGCUAGGUCAGAAAGAUUGGCCAAGUAUAACCAGUUACUAAGAAUUGAAGAAGAAUUAGGUGAUAAGGCGAUUUAUGCUGGUGAGAAAUUCCAUUUCGGUUUCAAGUUAUAA
Molecule: messenger RNA, 1359 nt
Organism: Naumovozyma castellii
Lineage: Eukaryota; Fungi; Ascomycota; Saccharomycetes; Saccharomycetales; Saccharomycetaceae
Exons: 1
Coding region: 1-1359 (452 amino acids)
Source: RefSeq, a predicted model, not a curated record